Molecule: messenger RNA, 1506 nt
Organism: Sporisorium graminicola
Lineage: Eukaryota; Fungi; Basidiomycota; Ustilaginomycetes; Ustilaginales; Ustilaginaceae
Exons: 1
Coding region: 1-1506 (501 amino acids)
Molecular function (GO): peroxiredoxin activity
Source: RefSeq, a predicted model, not a curated record
AUGCCGCGAAUCCCGUACCGAUAUCCUGCGGCCGGUGCCGACCCCAUCGCAGAUGCCAUCCGAGAACGACGAGGCGCACGAGGACUCACACCGCUUGAUGGAUCCUUGCUCAACGCACCCGCCAUCGCCAAUGGCUGGAACACGCUGCUCGGAGCCACGCGAACUAAAAACUCGAUCCCGGAAGAUGUACGCGAGAUGAUGAUCCUGCGUGUCGCUGCGCACAACUCUGCCAACUUUGAGUGGAUCCAGCACGCCCCCGUCGCCGAAAAGGCUGGCUGCACCACGGCACAGCUGGCUGCGGUGCGCGAUGUGCGCGCGCCACUCUCGACAUCCUCGGUGCUGAGCCCGCUGGCAAAGGCGGCGCUUGCCCUCGCUGACGAUAUGACCACAAAAGUGCGCGUCCAGGAUUCGACUUUUGCGUCGCUCAAGUCGGCUUUCACCGAGAACGUCAAGGAGCUUGGCGACAAGGCCAGUGUAGACGGCUUCGAAGGCGAAGAUCUGGUCAACAGAAAGGUCGCGGAGGCUACGCUCACCAUCGCCGUAUACAACAUGGUCUCUCGUUUCCUCGUUGCGAUCGAUGUCGACGACCGUGCCAACGUACCCGUGCCUAAGCCCGAAGGCAGCGAGCAUGUCCAGGACCCGGCUUCGCUGACGCUCCCCGUCACCGGACCCAGCUCGUCGGCAGGCAGAGGUCUGGUGCAGCUGCCAGACGGUCAACUGCUCAGCACGCGUGUCCACUUCCACAGCAUGACAGCUCCAUGGAUCGUGCUCGUCAACUCGCUCAUGACUGAACUCAGCAUGUGGGAUGCCGUCAUCCCUGCGCUCUCGACGCGCUUCAACAUCCUCUCGUACGACCAAAGGGGGCACGGUAGCUCGGCCGUACCGACUGAGCCGUGCACCAUCGCACAGCUUUCGGACGACGUGGCAUUCUUGCUCGACAGUCUGGCGGUUAAGAAGGCCUACGCCGUGAUCGGAGUGUCUCAGGGCGGUGCGACAGCGCUUUCAUUUGCCCUGCGACACCCAGACCGAUACGAGAGGCUGGUCGCAUGCGAUACGCAGCCCAGCACACCCGCCGCCAACGUGGGCGCAUGGGAUGAGCGCAUCGCAUUGGCCAGAAGCAAGGGCAUGGGCGAGCUAGCAACAGCCACGGUGCCGCGUUGGUAUGGACCAGGCUCGCAGGCCAGUCCGGCAUGCAGAGCGAAAACCGAGCAGAUGAUCAAGACGACGCAGGUCGAGGGUUUCGCCGCCGGUGCGCGUGCGCUUCAGAACUACGAUCUGAUCAAGGACGGCAUCGUCGACGCUUUUAGCAAGGCUUCGUCGAGUCGUCACCUACUUAUCGCAGGCGAGGCAGACGGCAAACUGCCCGAGACGCUCGAGGCUUUUACUAACAAGCUGACGGAAGCCGGCGCCAAAGCCGAGUUCGUCAGCAUUCCCAACGCUGGACACCUGCCCAUGUGCGACAACCCGGAUGCCUGGCUGCAGCCCGUGCUCAAGUUUCUUGCAUGA